UCCGUGACCGCGUUAUUAGAAGCUGUGGACCACAGUAAUAACACAAGUUCCGAUUUAUCCUUUCGGAUUAAAAUCUUCAGUAGUUUGAUCAGCAGUUCAGACGAACAUCGAUGCUUUUAUUCUGAGUUAAACUUAUCUUAUUUCCAGGAUAUAUUCUGCCAACUUGACAACCAGCUGCAUUUAUCUCUACGUGAGGCAGCCUGCAGCAACAACUUUUCCCAGACUGACACAGAAUGGAGAGAAGCUGACGCACCGAUAUUUACCGGACCGUUAACUUUCCUUCUCGAGCCUUUACUCAUGCCACGGCCUUCAUGCUUUACUUGACGAGGAAGAAACACCUGAAAGAUACUUUGUGAUAGUUUUAACUUUGAAGGAAUAAUAAUUCCUUCUUCUUGUUUUGUGUUUUCGGACUUUUGGACACUUUAACCGCGUUAUUACGCACGAUGCUCAAAGGGAUGGCCCCUCUACUGAGACGUAAAACGAGAGAACGUCAUGUUUUUUGUGUUUAUCUCUUUAUUUCAGUGGUUUAUUCUUACAAUAUAGACUUAGAACAUCCAGUGGUAUUCCGCGGACAGAAUUCUAGUUUUUUUGGCUACUCUGUUCUGGAGCAUUAUCAUGACAACACGCGCUGGGUAAUAGUUGGAGCACCCAGAGCAAACUCUUCCUACAGUAGCUCCGUGCACUCUCCUGGAGCUGUGUAUAAGUGCCGAGUUCACAGCAACCCAGAGCGACGCUGCACAGAGAUGGAUCUGGGAAGAGGAAACAAGCCGAGAGAGUCAUGUGGGAAGACGUGCCAAGGAGACAGGGAUGAUGAGUGGAUGGGGGUCAGUCUGGCCCGCCAGGACAGAACCAAUGGCAAAAUACUGGCUUGUGCUCAUCGCUGGAAAAAUGUCUACUACAACUCAGAACAUAUCCUUCCACACGGAUACUGCUCUAUCAUCCCUCCAACGCUUCAGGGCAGGACAAAACCGCUAAUUCCUUGUUAUGAAGACUAUAAGCAGAAGUAUGGGGAAGAGCAUGGCUCGUGCCAAGCUGGGAUAGCGGGAGUUUUUACGGAGGAGCUGGUGGUGAUGGGGGCGCCAGGGUCGUACUACUGGACUGGGACUAUUAAAGUGUACAACAUGACAUCUGACAUCUUCUACAGCCCAAACAAAGACAACAUUGACGCCCACAGAUACAGCUACCUUGGUUAUGCUGUGACUGCUGGACACUUCUCCUCUCCAAAUGUAAUAGACAUAGCUGCAGGGGCACCUCAGCACGAUGGCACUGGAAAAGUUUACAUUUUCAAAAUUGAUGGUGUGUCUUUGGUCAAGAGUUUUCAAGCCUCAGGGAAAAUGAUGGGCUCUUACUUUGGCUCCUCAUUGUGUGCAGUUGAUCUGAACCAGGACGGCCUGUCGGACCUGCUGGUGGGGGCACCCAUGCACAGCCAGCUCCGGGAUGAGGGCCAGGUGUCUGUGUACCUCAGCAAGGGAAAUGGUGUGAUGGAGGAGGAUGUUGUCUUGACUGGUGACAAUGCUUUCAAUGCACACUUUGGAGAGUGCAUCGCAGCAAUCGGUGAUAUAGAUGAUGAUGGUUAUCAAGACGUAGCUAUAGGAGCACCUAAAGAGGAUGACUAUGGCGGAGCUGUCUAUAUCUACCACGGAGAUGCCACAGGAGUUACCAGAAAAUACUCCAUGAAACUGUCUGGGCGCAGUGUAAACCCUGGUCUGCAGAUGUUUGGCCAGUCCAUCUCUGGCAAUGUGGACAUGGAUGGCAACGGAUAUGCAGAUGUCACUAUUGGAGCUUUCAUGGCAGACAGUGUGGUGCUGCUGAGGUCUAGGCCUGUCAUUACAGUGGAUGUUUCCAUCUUCCUACCCAUCUCCAUCAACAUCUCUGUGCCGCAGUGCCACGAGGGCCACCAGAACCUCAACUGCUUCAAUGUCACUGUGUGCAUGCGAUUCGGGGGAAGACAGCUGCCUGGACAAAUAGAGUUGCUGUAUAACUUAACUGCUGAUGUGGAUAAACGACAGAAGAGCCAGCCUUCAAGGGUCUACUUUGCUCACAGCGGAUCUCAGGUCAGCCAGAUGAGCCAACAGCUGAGCUUGGACAUCAACAAACAGGAGUGCCAGCGUUACACUGCCUACGUAAAAAAAGAUGUGAAAGAAGUGUUCACAGCUAUCACAUUCGAGGUGGCCUACAGCCUUGGAAAGCACGUGCUAACCGGACACCAGGACAGAGAUCUGCCAGCGCUUGCUCCAGUUCUGCGUUGGAGGAAAGGAAGCAAGAUUGCAGUGAGAAAUGAGACUUGGUUUGAGAAGAACUGCCUGUCAGACGACUGUGCUGCAGACCUGAGGCUUCAUGGGAAACUGCUGCUGUCUGGACUGCAUAGUAAACCUCAUUUGGCCCUUGGAGGAGUGAAAAACGUAUCUUUGAACGUUACCAUCUCAAAUGCUGGAGACGAUGCCUAUGACACCAACAUCUACUUCAACUUCUCCAGGGAAGUUUUCUACAUCAACUUCUGGCAGAAGGAAGAGAAGGGCAUUUCCUGUGGACUUGUUGAUUUGGACUUCCUCAGGUGCAGAGUGGGAUUUCCCUUCAUGAGAGCACAGACUAAGUAUCAUUUUGCAGUGAUUUUUGACACAAGUCAGCUCUCCGGGGAAAAUGACACAUUGCAGUUUUUAGUUCAAGCAAAAAGUGCAAAUCCAGAGCACAAACUCUCUGACAACUAUUUAGAUAUAUCCAUCCCACUGAUCCAUGAGACUGACACAACUAUUACUGGUGUGGUAACACCGAGCUCCUUUGUGUAUGGAAACUCCAUCGAUGCAUCGCGCUUUGUCAAGUAUGAGGACAUGGAGUGCGACUUCCAGCCUCUUAAUCUGACUUUUCAGGCCAUAAACAAGGGGCCCAGCAGGCUACCUGGCUCUACUGUGGACAUCAGGAUACCCAACCGACUGGCUGGCAGCGGAGCUGACAUGUUCCACAUCACUGAAACCCAGGUGGCAGACGGUCGAGGGAACUGCACCCCUCACAGGAACCCAACACCGUGCACCAUACCCCAGGACAAAGAGAGCAUCUUCCACUCCAUGUUUGCCUUCUUUACCAAAUCAGGGCGCAAAGUCUUGGACUGUGACCGGCCUGGAAGAGCGUGUAUGACAAUCUCCUGCAGUCUGGGUCCACAGUUAAAAGAGGAAGCUUUGAGCAUAGAUAUAAAACUUCUUCUUAACACUGAGAUUCUGAAAAGGGAUAGUUCAUCUGUCAUCCAGUUUGUGACAAGAGGCAGCGUCCAAGUAAAUGAAAGGGCAGUGGAGGUGCCACAUGGCCUGCCAGAUGAAAUUUCUCUGGUGUUUGAGGCUCUUCACAAUCAGGAGCCACGGGGUUACAUUGUUGGCUGGAUCAUUGCUAUCAGUCUGCUGGUGGGAAUCCUCAUCUUUCUGCUGUUAGCUGUACUACUCUGGAAGAUGGGAUUCUUCCGCCGGCGCUACAGAGAGAUCAUCGAAGCUGAGAAGAACAGGAAGGACAGUGAUGAAAGCUGGGACUGGAUGGAUAAGAACCACUGAGACAUUUGAUGGGGGUCCCAGAGGAGCCAGUGAGAUUAAGGAUUGGGUCAAGAUGGAUCCAAUAGCACGGGGUGUUGCAGUCCGCCCGCCCCGGUGGCACCAGGUCCUUCAAGUCUUCCAUAUGUGGAAGAGAAGAGUAUUCUCCAUAUUUUUUGGAGACUUUGUAUCUUUUUUUUUUUUUUUUUUUUUUGUGGGUGGGGGUGGGGGUCUAGGAAACAGGCUUCUGAGGUGACAGUGUGGCUUGCCAAAGGACACUUGCUGUGGAAAACAGCAAAUCUCAUAGGAGGUAACUCCCAGACAGUGGAUCGGAGUUGUAGAUGGAAACCCACAUCUGUAGGGGGAUGUGGAGAUGGCAUGAGCACUGGUGGACAACAAAACCCUCAGGGCUGUGUUACAUAGCAAAUUUAUUUUUAUACCUUCACUUCAAGCCAUAUUGUAUAAAACUGAGCUUUGAGAAGAGUUGAGCUUUUUGAAGGCCAUUAUAAACAUACUGUAUCUACAGUUUGUUUUCAUAAAAGCACUGAUUUUUGAUAAGAAUGAAUGCUUUGGCUCCAUAGCUUUACAUUUUGUGCCAUAUGAGAGGAGUUGUUAUAUUCAGCUCAUCCCAUGAUUGGGAGUGAAAGAUUGUAUCUUUUCUGUACUUUUACAGCUGUUUUUUUACAUAUGUUUGUCCAUCCCUGUCCAAAUAAUCAGCCAAAGCUAAUUCUGUGCAUGAAAAUGCACUGUUCCCGUCGCCCACCAGUCUUGUGUCAGAAGCUCUGAAAGGCCUCUAUGAGAUCAUUAGGACUUUGCUUAGCAUGUGAUUAUCAACAGUACUGUAGAUUUCUAUUUUCAUACUUCAUUUGUCAUGUUUCCCCUAUGUUCCAUGUCUAAAACACAAAAGAUGGGUCAUAAAUUAUACUGCCACCAUUAAACUUUUACCUAUACCUAUAUACCUUUUUGACCUAUAAGUAGCAUUCCAUUUGUUCUGGUCUGGCUUUUCACUGAGUUGUUUGUAAGCGAUGAUAUGAGUAAGUUAAAAUAUAUGACCAAUUUACAUUUCAGCCUUUGCUCUUUGCAGUGUUUCAGAUUAAUGCAAUGCACAUUAGAGAAAAUUAUCUGAAGCUGCUUUUGAAAGGACCUAAAUGCUCAGGUAUGCAGCAGCUGGACCCUGCAAAAUUUCAAGGUUCAGAUAAACAUUUCUUUUUGUAAAUGACUUUUGAUUUUAGAUCUGUUAAAGACGUAUUUCCAAAAGCCUUUCCUGGCCUCAUCUUAAGCUGACCAUAUUUAAUUUUACAGAUGUAUUAUUAGACAUUGGGUUGUAAGUGUGAAACAUGAGAUGAAAGUUAGCAAAGGUAGCCUACCUACAGUCAUUGCCAGUGGCAUGAGUAAUGUCCUAAAAAUAGGUGGGAAUGUGUUGCAUUCAAUCACGACACACAAACAAAUUGUUAAGGGCACAUAGUAAAAGCCUGUUUUAAGUAAAAGCAGAGGAAUACCAGUGACCUAAAAAUUUCAAGAACUAAAAGCAUUCAAGUGCACACCUUUCUUUCCACAUUUUUUCCUUCCAUCUUUUUAAAUUCUAAUAUCCCUAAAGAAGUUGGAAUAUGAGAGAAUAUAAACAAUUAUAUAGACUUGAUAAGUUUAUCACAAAAUGAUAUGA
Messenger RNA from Melanotaenia boesemani (Boeseman's rainbowfish), 5175 nucleotides. It is a transcript of the gene itga9, whose product is annotated as integrin, alpha 9. The coding region runs from base 444 to 3536 and encodes 1030 amino acids. Lineage: Eukaryota; Metazoa; Chordata; Actinopteri; Atheriniformes; Melanotaeniidae. Gene Ontology annotation, molecular function: integrin binding. The record is from RefSeq and is a predicted model, not a curated record. The transcript is spliced from 28 exons. Gene Ontology annotation, cellular component: integrin complex; external side of plasma membrane. Gene Ontology annotation, biological process: integrin-mediated signaling pathway; cell adhesion mediated by integrin; cell-matrix adhesion.